GUGACCACUAACAGUGAACAACUACACAACCCAUACAACCAACGAUUGCGCCAAAAUAUGGCGCCUCGAUCUACAGCAGUGAACGUUUCUUUCACCGUCGACUCUGCUUCGGAAGAUGAGACACGCGACGAGUUAGAUAUAUUUCCUACCCCAGACUCCAACACCGAAAAUAAGGUACCGGCACGCAAACCUCGAGGGAAAGUCGCGCAAACGGCGAAAUCGGCCCCUGCGAUCAAGGCGACCGCGAAAACGCGCACGACAGCGCGUCGCACAAGUGGUAGCGGUGCCUCCGGCGUUAAGAAGCAAGGCGCAGGCGCCGCGAAGAAAACGAGCGCGAAAGCUGGUCGCAAGGCAUUGGCAGAGAAAGAGGUCUCCAACGGCAAUGAUACUGAAGAGGUAGACGAGUUUGAUGCGCAAGAAGAGGUGGUCGCGCCAGCACCAGUGAAGGCAACACGGCGGGGACGCCCACCAAAGGCAAAGGUGGAAGAGGAAGAAGUUGAAGCGCUGCCGCCAACAAGGAGAACACGCAAGACAGCCGAGAAAGAAAUUGCACCGAAACCUACCAAGGCCAAAAGCGCCGCCAAAACGAGGGUGACAAAACGUACAGCCGCGGUCGACCCGGUCCCUGAAGACUUGACCAUUCCAGAGACCCAGCAAGAACCAGAACCAGACCCAAUGGACGUGGAUAUUGAGCAGUCUAUAGAGUUGGAUGAGGUCCCAGAAACAAUGCCCCCUCCCCCGCCACCACGACCUUCAGCCCGUCGCAUACAACAAGAAGCGAAAACAGCGAGGCAGGCUUCUGCUGGUCCGCGACGGGCAGGCAGCGCAUCGGACACAGAGCGCGAUCCUGCAUUGAGACGGAAAGUUGGCGAUCUCACCAAGAAACUCGAGGCUAUGACAGCUAGAUACGAUACGUUGAAGGAUGUUGCGGGAGCUACCAAAGAGUCGAACUUCGAUCAAUUGAAGAAGAAAACCGAUCAAAUUUCCAAGGACCAAGAUGCCGUCAUCAAAGCUCUUAAGCAGCAACUCGCGGAAGUGCAGUCCCGUUCGGCAGACAUGCUUUCGCUGAAGAAGGAUAUGGCAAAACUAGAGAAAGAGAAUGCCCGCUUGAACGCCGAGAACAAGAAACUCACCGACUCUUUGGCAUCUUCCCAGGGUGAAAACAAGACAUUAUCUACAAAACUCGCAGCAGCACGCUCGUCAGCACCACCAGACUCCAAAAACAUUCCAGGGAGUGCAGUCAAACCUAGGACAACCGGGGUCGUUCUUCCAGGUGCAGCUGAGGCCGCGAAGGAAACGCAAUUCCAGAAACAAAAGGUCGACCUCUACAGCGAUCUGACCAAUCUCAUCGUUUUGGGCUGCAAGAAGAACGAGGACGACGAAGAGGUUUAUGAUUGUCUCCAAGCAGGCCGGAACGGAACUUUGCAUUUCCAACUCACUGUUACGGAUAAUGGUGAUUCUUAUGAAGACACGGAGAUAUGGUACACUCCGUUGUUGGACGAGAAACGCGACCAAGACUUGAUAGAAUUACUACCCGAUUACUUGACCGACGAGAUCAGCUUCCCCCGUGCCCAAGCUCCCAAGUUCUACACCAAGGUUGUGGAGUGCAUGGGGAAGAAGAUAGAGCUUGUUGAUCAGGAAUAG
Messenger RNA from Periconia digitata, 1644 nucleotides. Lineage: Eukaryota; Fungi; Ascomycota; Dothideomycetes; Pleosporales; Periconiaceae. The record is from the annotation of a GenBank genome assembly.